Dovyalis caffra is the source of this 1092-nucleotide messenger RNA. NCBI's taxonomy places the organism in Eukaryota, Viridiplantae, Streptophyta, Magnoliopsida, Malpighiales, Salicaceae. The record is from the annotation of a GenBank genome assembly.
AUGACGGAGGCCACCUCAUUCAUGGACAUUGACGAAGAGGAGAACCAGAACCAUUUAUCGAAUCCAAACAAGGACAAAAACGUCGUCGUAGCCAGCACGCCACCCGACAGUAAAGCCACUCCCUGGGUCGAGAAGUACCGUCCUCAAUCACUCACCGAUGUCGCCGCUCACCGUGACAUUGUCAAUACCAUUGACAGGUUGACCGGUGAAAACAGAUUGCCGCAUCUCUUAUUAUAUGGCCCUCCUGGCACAGGCAAAACGUCUACAAUUCUUGCUGUGGCGCGUAAACUUUAUGGAGCGCAGUAUCACAACAUGAUUUUGGAGCUGAAUGCAUCAGAUGAUAGAGGAAUAGAUGUUGUGCGGCAGCAAAUACAAGAUUUUGCUAGCACUCAGAGCUUCUCUUUUGGUGCAAAGGCAUCUGUAAAGUUGGUUUUACUGGACGAGGCAGAUGCAAUGACAAAGGAUGCACAAUUUGCCUUGCGCAGAGUGAUUGAGAAAUACACGAAGAACACCCGGUUUGCACUUAUCUGUAAUCAUGUGAAUAAGAUUAUUCCAGCACUACAGUCUAGAUGUACUCGAUUUCGAUUUGCUCCUCUUAAUCCAAUGCAAGUUGGUGAACGACUCAAACAUGUUAUAGAGGCUGAAGGGCUUGAUGUAACUGAGAGUGGCUUAGAGGCACUUAAACGGCUUAGCAAUGGUGACAUGAGAAAGGCUUUGAAUAUACUGCAGUCGACACACAUGGCUUCUCAGCAAAUUACAGAAGAAGCUGUAUACCUGUGCACUGGAAACCCAUUGCCCAAAGACAUCGAACAAAUAACCCACUGGCUUCUGAACGAAUCUUUUGCAGAGAGCUAUAAGCGAAUAUUUGAAAUCAAGACAAGGAAAGGUUUGGCCUUGGUGGAUAUUGUCAGAGAAGUGACCAUGUUUGUCUUCAAUAUUAAGAUGAAAGCAGAUGUCCGAGUGCCAUUGAUCAAUGAUUUGGCUGAUAUAGAAUACAGGUUGAGCUUUGGGUGCAAUGAUAAGUUGCAACUUGGAUCACUUAUUGCUUCUUUUACUAGGGCUCGAUCCACAUUGGUUGCAGGAGUAAAUUAG